This is a messenger RNA of Chrysochloris asiatica (Cape golden mole), 2016 nucleotides long. It is a transcript of the gene RRN3, whose product is annotated as RRN3 RNA polymerase I transcription factor homolog (S. cerevisiae). Gene Ontology annotation, cellular component: nucleus. Gene Ontology annotation, biological process: transcription initiation at RNA polymerase I promoter. The transcript is spliced from 18 exons. NCBI's taxonomy places the organism in Eukaryota, Metazoa, Chordata, Mammalia, Afrosoricida, Chrysochloridae. The coding region runs from base 43 to 2016 and encodes 657 amino acids. The record is from RefSeq and is a predicted model, not a curated record. Gene Ontology annotation, molecular function: RNA polymerase I core binding; RNA polymerase I general transcription initiation factor activity.
GACUUCCGGCGCGAGGCGCCGCGGUCGAGCUGGUCUGGCUCCAUGGCGGCCCCGCUGCUUCACACGCGGUUGCCGGGUGAUGUGGCCGCUUCGGCCGCUGCCGUGCAGACGCUGGGGACCGCGAGGACUGGGAUUUCAGAUAUGCUUGCAUUGGAGAAUGAUUUUUUCAAUUCUCCCCCAAGAAAAACUGUUCGAUUUGGUGGAACUGUGACAGAAGUCUUGCUGAAGUACAAAAAGGGUGAAACAAAUGACUUUGAGUUGUUGAAGAACCAGCUGUCCGAUCCAGACAUUAAGGAUGACCAGAUCAUUAACUGGUUGUUGGAAUUCCGGUCUUCCAUCACACACUUGACAAAGGACUUUGAGCACCUUGUCAGUAUCCUAUUGAAAUUGCAGUGGUUGAAUCGAAGUCAAACAGUGGUGGAGGAGUACCUGGCCUUUCUUGGGAAUCUCGUGUCAGCACAGACUGUCUUUCUUCGACCAUGUCUCAGCAUGAUUGCUUCUCACUUUGUACCUCCCCGAGUGAUCAUUAAGGAAGGUGAUGUGGAUGUUUCCGAUUCUGAUGACGAAGAUGAUAAUCUUCCUGCAAAUUUUGACACAUGUCACAGAGCCUUGCAAAUAAUAGCAAGAUACGUCCCAUCGACACCUUGGUUUCUUAUGCCAAUACUGGUCGAAAAAUUUCCAUUUGUCCGAAAAUCCGAGAGAACAUUGGAGUGUUAUGUUCACAAUUUACUAAGGAUCAGUGUGUAUUUUCCAACCUUGAGGCAUGACAUUCUGGAGCUUGUUAUUGAAAAGCUGCUCAGAUUGGAUGUGAAUGCAGCUCGGAGAGAUAUUGAAGAUGCUGAGGAAACUACUCAAACUAGUGGUGGGACAGAUGCUGCAGAAGGGCUGUUUAAUAUGGAUGAAGAUGAAGAAACUAAAUGUGAAACAAAGGCUGAUUCUGUGCCAGUCGACCGCAUGGUGCACCCGGUAGCCGAACGCCUGGACAUCCUGCUGUCUUUACUACUGUCCUACAUUAAGGAUGUCUGCUACGUGGAUGGUAAAGUUGAUAACAACAAAACAAAGGAUUUAUAUCGAGAUCUGAUAAGCAUCUUUGAUAAACUCCUGUUGCCCACCCACGCCUCCUGCCAUGUACAGUUUUUUAUGUUUUACCUCUGUAGCUUCAAGCUGGGUUUUGCAGAAGCCUUUUUGGAACAUCUAUGGAAAAAAUUGCAGGAUCCAAAUAAUCCUGCUAUCAUCCGGCAAGCUGCAGGGAAUUAUAUUGGAAGCUUUUUGGCAAGAGCAAAAUUUGUUCCUCUUAUUACUGUCAAAUCCUGCCUAGAUCUGUUGGUUAACUGGCUGCACUUGUACCUUCAUAACCAGGAUUCAGGAACAAAGGCUUUCUGCGACGUUGCUCUCCAUGGACCAUUUUAUUCAGCCUGUCAGGCUGUGUUCUACACUUUUGUUUUCCGACACAAGCAGCUAUUAAGUGGCAAUCUGAAGGAAGGCUUGCGGUACCUUCAGGGUCUAAAUUUUGAACGCAUUGUCAUGAGUCAGCUGAAUCCUCUGAAGGUUUGCCUGCCCUCAGUGGUUAACUUUUUUGCUGCUAUCACCAGUAAAUACCAGCUGGUCUUCUGCUACACCAUCAUUGAGAGGAACAAUCGUCAGAUGCUCCCUGUCAUUAGAAACACAGCUGGAGGAGACUCAGUGCAAACCUGCACAAACCCACUUGACACCUUCUUCCCCUUUGACCCUUGUGUUCUUAAGAGGUCAAAGAAAUUCAUUGAUCCUACUUAUCAGAUAUGGGAAGACAUGAAUGCUGAAGAGCUUCAGGAGUUUAAGAAAGCCAUUAAAAAGGAGAUGGUGGAAGAUGAAGAUGACGAUUUUUUGAAAGGUGAAGCACACCAGAAUGAGUCUGUGAUUGGGAUAACACCCAGCUCCUUUGAUUCCCAUUUCCGGAGUCCUGCCAGUAGUGUGGGCUCCCCACCGGUGUUGUACAUGCCAGACCAGUCCCUUCUGAUCUCAAGGAUUUGUGACUGA